Molecule: messenger RNA, 465 nt
Organism: Eutrema salsugineum
Lineage: Eukaryota; Viridiplantae; Streptophyta; Magnoliopsida; Brassicales; Brassicaceae
Product: protein AE7-like 2
Exons: 4
Biological process (GO): iron-sulfur cluster assembly
Source: RefSeq, a predicted model, not a curated record
AUGGAUUAUGUGUUGGUUAACGAGAACCCAAUUAAUAUUAUUUACCCGAAGAGAAAACGGCGUGAUCGUACUAAUGAGAGCAAUACCGAUGAGUAUUCAGUAGAACCAAUAGAUCAGCUCGAGAGUUUUGAUCAUAUAAGAGAUAUCAAAGAUCCAGAGCAUACUGAGUCUUCUCUGGAACAGCUCAAAGUGUUAACAGAAGAAUCGGUUGAAGUUGAUGAUGAUAAGAAUUACGUAAGAAUUACAUUCACUCCAACUCUUCCACAUUGUCAUUUGCCAAGCAUGAUUGGUCUUUCCAUCUACGCAAAACUUCUACAAAGCCUUCCCGCUCGAUUCAAGUUGAAAAUACAAGUUUCAGUCUGAUUCUUGAUUUUGUCUUAAAAUGUAGUCAAUAAACGACUAAGUGAUAAAGAGCGUUUGGCAGCAGCACUUGAGAAUCCCGACUUCGUGGCUAUGUUCAGCUAA